Anolis sagrei ordinatus is the source of this 1314-nucleotide messenger RNA. Lineage: Eukaryota; Metazoa; Chordata; Lepidosauria; Squamata; Anolidae. The record is from RefSeq and is a predicted model, not a curated record.
AUGUCAACAUCAGCAAAGAAGACAAACUUUGGAGCAUCAAGGAGACGGAAGAGAAACAUUCCCACAAAGAGACCCAAUAAAGAGAAAACACAGCCAAUAGAUCACCAGAUACGGUGGCUGUUUCCAACAUUCUUUCCCUUCGCUUGCUCCCCAGCAGAUCCCCCGUUUUCUGCUUGCCUCUCGGGGGGCCGACCCUGCCGCUGGUUUGGCGGGACCCCUGCCCACAAAGAGGAACCAGAGAAGCUGCUGCUUGUUCCCGCACCCACAAAGGCACCCCCAAAGGUGCAUGAUGCUCCCCCCAAAGUGUCCAAUGCGCCCUCUGCGCCCCCAGUGUGCACCCCAUCUCCGCAAGGCUCCGGGUUCCGCAUCCAGGACAUGGAGAGCGCCUUCCUGGCCAGCCUCACGCCCAAAGGAGAGGUCCUCAUCCGGGAAUACCUCCAGGGCUGGAAGGAGCUCAUCAAGUUCAUGGACUCUCUGGGCGCGGCCUUUGGCCUGAUCUCCCGGGAGACGCGGAGCAAGAUCUCGGUCCUGGAGCAGCACCGCAAGGGCCGGCACGGGCCGCACUACCGCUCUUUGCAGUCCAUGGUGGCCUAUGAGCUGGGCAAGGGCCUGGUGGACUUUGGCCAUUCCCAGCCGCCGCCCGCUGCCCGCUUGCCCUCCGGCUGCCGGACGCUGCUGCGCCUCCACCGAGCCCUGAAGUGGCUGGAGCUCUUCCUGCACAAACUGGGGGGCAAUGGCGAGGAGGAGGGUGAGGAGGGGUCCCCGGAGGCCUCCCAGAUGUGUGCCGAGGCUUACCAGGCGGCCCUGGCCCCCUUCCACAGCUGGUGGGUCCGGCAGGCGGCCUCCUUGGCCUUUCUGGCCAUGCCCUCCCGCCAGGAGCUUCUGCGCAACAUCUGUGCCAACGAGGGGCAGCGCCAGGCCAAAGGGGUCCUCCGGGCCACCGUCCGCAGCAUCGCCCAUGUCUACAACGCCACCCACCAAGUCUACGCCCGACAAGGGAUGCUGGACCUGCCCUGAACGCACGCACUUUGCAAUCCUUGGAGUGGUCAUUUGACCAAAGGGAUAGCCACACUCUGGAGCAGGACUGGGCCAGCUUUGGCUCUCCCUCCAGGUGUUUUGGACUCCAACACCCAUGAUCCCCAAGACCCUACCGGCUGUUGGGAAUGGUAGGAGUUGCAGUCCAAAAGUUGGCCCAGGUCUGCUCUAGAAUGAUAGCAAUAAUAGUGAGAUGGAGAAGGAGGAGAAAGAGGAGGAGAAGGAAAGAGGGCAGCAGAAGGGAAGGGGAAGGAGGAGAAGGGAAGGAGAAAAGGAAGA